Molecule: messenger RNA, 1560 nt
Organism: Selaginella moellendorffii
Lineage: Eukaryota; Viridiplantae; Streptophyta; Lycopodiopsida; Selaginellales; Selaginellaceae
Exons: 1
Coding region: 383-1294 (303 amino acids)
Source: RefSeq, a predicted model, not a curated record
UCGAGUGAUCUAGCAGCAGCAAUCACGUGUGUACUGAUCGAGGAAACAAAAAUCAAACCAGCAACGUGCAGAGAUCUGGCGACUGAUGUGGAUUGGCCGACCAAACCUGGAAGUUAAGUUAGCGCGUGCUACCGCACUGUACCGCGCGGUACCGCGCGGUACGGCUGCAGUUACCGCGCUGUACCGCGCGUUGGAAUACAUAGCGCGGUGAUUAUGGGGAAAGUAUUUGAAUCAGAUCGCGCUGGCGGGCUGGCGAUUCAUCGCCAUCACCGCACCGACAGUACUAUCCAUUUUCAAAUAGCACAUUUGGGGCUUUUGUGCGUGGAUCAUCAUCGCUCAUCUCCGAAUCGUCUCGAUCCGCGCAGCUUGGGUGGAUCCCGUGAUGAAACCCACCAGCGAGGAUCGGCAGGAGGAGCUGGAGCGGCGGCUGGAAUCGCUCGAGGGCGUCAUGGCGGAGCUCAAUGUGUUCCUGGCGCGGCUCUCGGCGGAGGUGCUGAGCCUCAAGGUCGCCGCCGGUGCCACCGCGAGGAGCAAGCAGCCAUCCUCGUCGCUCUCUCCAAUCCCGCGAGGUACUUCUAGCUCCAAUCUCUUUGAGCACACCACCAAGGUGUUCGUCUCCAAUCUCGACACCAUGGCCAAGCACAGAGAAUCCAAUGUGGCUCCUUCACCUCCUCCUCCAUACCCAGAUUUGCAAGAGGAGACCAUCGAGAGCUACAGCUUCCACGACCAGGAGAAGGGCGGCAGCAGCCCCUCGGAUCAAAGCUCCAAUGGCUCCUUCGAUUCGCGCAUCCAUCAGGAGCACCACCAACCGCCAAGGAUCCCGAUCUACCGCGGCGAGCGCGACGCCGAGGUGAUCUGGGAGUGGCUCCACAAGGUGGAGAGCUACUUUCGAAUCGGCCAGGCUAGCCCGGACGAGAAAGUGUUGAUCGCGACUUACCAUCUCAAGGACGCGGCCUACUUCUGGUGGAAGAACUCCAGCUCCAGCUCCGCCAUGGUGGGCAGCUGGGAGGAUUUCCGGGACGCGUUCCUCAAGUUCUUCAUGCCCGCGAAUUACCAGCGCGAGGCCAAGUUCGCGCUCAUGGAUCUCCGGCAGCUCAAGUCGGUGAGGGAGUAUAGCUCACGGUUUUGCAAGCUGGUGUCGCGGCUGCCCGGAUUGAGCGAUGAGGACAAGGUGGCGUACUACGUGCACGGCCUCAAGUGUAGCGUCCGAAUGGGCGUGGAUGAUCACAAUCCCCAGACGCUCGAGCAAGCAGUGGCAUUGGCCGAGACGUGGGAAUCCAAGAGAUGGAAAUAAGAAUGAGUCAAGAAGUUCUACCUCUCUCCAAGAAGUCCGAGGCUUCGCGACUGCCCUAGUCUUUCUCCAAGAUCCGAUUAUCCUGUACCACGGCCGUACGAGCAGACGAGCUCGCCUCAAAAGAACGUCGUCGAAAGCUCGCUUCAAAAGACUCUCAAAAACUCUGGCAGAGUCAAUGCCAAGUGAACAUAGUCAAUAACAGUCAAUGACAGUCCAUAAAUGUUGACCAUUGAAAUUUCACCCGUAAAUUAAGCUCAAUUUUGGAC